Messenger RNA from Psilocybe cubensis, 576 nucleotides. RefSeq lists its product as uncharacterized. The record is from RefSeq and is a predicted model, not a curated record. The transcript has 3 exons. NCBI's taxonomy places the organism in Eukaryota, Fungi, Basidiomycota, Agaricomycetes, Agaricales, Agrocybaceae. The coding region runs from base 1 to 576 and encodes 191 amino acids.
AUGAUGAACAUCUUCUCUCUCGCCGUCGCCUUCCUGCUCAGCCAUGCCUUUGUAGCGUGCACGCCCAUUAAAUCCGGAACUCUCGAGUCCCGCAGCGCACAGACCUGUGCAGACCCCAGCCUCGCCACGCUCUUCGUCUCCUCCUUCAGCCAUACCCGCACCGCGCACCUCAUCGAGGUUCUGACCAUCACCGUAGACUACCAAUCCACCAUCGGCACCGCGGACGUCUACGACAUCCAAAACCCGUCCUUCCUCGCCUGGGCCACCCCGCAGCCGUUCACCGUCCCCAUACACCAAAUCAAGCGCGGUGACGGGGAGGACUUUAUAUUCCUCCCGGAGGUCAACGGCACCGUGCCGAGCGUGAGCGGAUGGAGCACGGAGGGUGUCACGGCGUAUGCGUAUGCGACGCAGGUCUGCGGGAGCGUCCCACUGCUGAGUGUGUUUAACUCGGCCACGAGCGAUCAUUGGUGGACGACGAAUGCGGCGGACCAUGCGAGGCUGGUUGCGACGGGCCGUUGGGUCGAUGCGGGUGUGCCGUUCUAUGUGCUGCCCUUGCCUUAUGAUAAUGAACCUUGA